GGCUUAGAAGAGAAAGACGUUCAUGCUGCAGCCUGUUACCUGCCGUUAGCAUUUCACCGUUGGAUUUUAUUUAUAUCAGUGGUCACAUUUUUAACACUGUUUCAACGAUACUGAACAAAACAAUCGCUAUUUUAUUCGGUGUUUGCUUUAAUUUUUCCUGCCGAUUAAUGUGACUGCUAGGUGGUUCUAACAUGGGUCAAGUUAGCAAACACAAGCUAACAGUAAUGCACACAGUUCAGCUAUGAGUGUUUUUACCCAUCAACCCCAGCUUUGGUCUGUCAACAUAAGUGCAAGCAUGAGCAACCUGGACCACAACCAGCUUUUCCAUCCUAGUUGCCGUGACAAAACAACAGUCUCUGGUGAUUCAUCAGACACCCGUGAGCCUGCCAAGCAGCCUCUCCAAGGUCUAAAAUUGGCAUCACAUGAAGUAUUGGAGAAAGCACAGCAGAGGGGCAGGUUGAAGUGCUCGAAAUGCGGGGGAUCAAGGAUGUUCUUUUGCUACACAUGCUGCUCAUUAGUGGGUGUCAGCCUGCAAGAAAUCCCAGUAAUCAAGCUUCCUGUGAGGAUCGACAUCAUCAAACAUCCAAAUGAGACCGAUGGCAAAAGCACUGCAAUCCACGCCAAGAUCCUGGCUCCAAAUGAUGUGACCAUAUACACGUACCCCGUCAUACCUGAGUUUGAAAAGGACAGGGCGGUGUUGGUGUUCCCGGGUCCAGGGGCUGUCACUGUGCAGAACAUGUUGCAGAAUUUGCUCGACAGGUCCGACAGCUGCUCACGUGACUCUCUUGAACCCUGCAGAAAGAGACUUAAAAGCCAGCCAAUUGAAGCGUCCGCUGUCAACCCGCCGUCGGGGACCCCUGAUGAAGAAAGGGGCUCAGAGUCAAGGGCGCUCCCCCUCCAGAGGGUGGUCUUCAUCGACAGCACAUGGAACCAGACCAACAAGAUCAGCACAGAUGAGAGGCUGCAAGAUCUGCUCCAGGUAGAGCUGAAGAUGAGGAAAACAUGCUUCUGGCGCCAUCAGAAGGGCAAACCAGACACAUACCUUGCUACAAUUGAGGCUAUCUAUUACUUCCUCAAGGACUUCCAUGAGCAUUGCCUUGCUCAGGAGUACAACGGAGAAUAUGAUAACCUGCUGUUCUUCUACUCCUACCUUCACUCACUUGUCAACAAAGCAAAGACUUCAGCUGAAAAACGCUGAACCUUGCAGUAAGGCGAGACUUAAAUCAGCUUCUUGUGACUUUAUGAACCAAAAGUCCUGUUUUAUCCAUUUUUAUUUUGCAACAAAUGCGAUAAUAUAAUUUGUAAAGGAUAUUCAGGGUUUUCUCUGUCACGGAAAAACCUGGGACAAGUCAUGAAAGUAAAUCGGAAGUUCUGAAAAAGUUGUGUAAUUUAUUUUUUAAUGACUAUAAUACAGUGGUUCCCAACAUUUUUUGACUCGUGACCCCAUUUUAACAUCCCGAAUUUCUGGCGACCCCAGAACAAAGAUAUUUGUUUCCUAAUAUUAAUUUGUACUUCAAUAGUUUGCUAUACUAUGUUACAAAUACCGUAAACGUUAAUUUUAGAGGACAUUUAGUCUAUAUAAUGUAUAUUAUUAUGGACGGAGGCAGUAAAGCCA
Messenger RNA from Sphaeramia orbicularis (orbiculate cardinalfish), 1615 nucleotides. RefSeq names its product DTW motif tRNA-uridine aminocarboxypropyltransferase 1 (gene dtwd1). The coding region runs from base 242 to 1198 and encodes 318 amino acids. Gene Ontology annotation, cellular component: nucleus. The record is from RefSeq and is a predicted model, not a curated record. Gene Ontology annotation, biological process: tRNA modification. Gene Ontology annotation, molecular function: tRNA-uridine aminocarboxypropyltransferase activity. NCBI's taxonomy places the organism in Eukaryota, Metazoa, Chordata, Actinopteri, Kurtiformes, Apogonidae. The transcript is spliced from 5 exons.